Strongyloides ratti is the source of this 744-nucleotide messenger RNA. RefSeq names its product CUB domain and C-type lectin domain and C-type lectin-like domain and C-type lectin fold domain-containing protein. The coding region runs from base 1 to 744 and encodes 247 amino acids. NCBI's taxonomy places the organism in Eukaryota, Metazoa, Nematoda, Chromadorea, Rhabditida, Strongyloididae. The record is from RefSeq and is a predicted model, not a curated record. The transcript is spliced from 3 exons.
AUGAAUGCAUGCUACUAUCCUUCUAAAAGUUAUUAUUCAUUUCCAACAGCACAAAAGGCAUGCCAAAAUAUGAAUGCCACUUUAACUUAUGUAAAAACAUUUAUUGAAGAUGAAGUAAUAAAAACAAUUGUAGAAUAUACCUCAGAACAUGAAGAAUUUUGGUUAGGAGGCCAAAGAAAAGCCUCUGACAAAAAUUUUUAUUGGCUUGAUGGAACACCAAUAACAAAUAAUCAUUUUGAAAAUUGGAUGAUUGGAUAUCCAAAAAAUAAUAGUGGUAAUUGUGUAGCAAUGAAAGUUAAAAAUUUAGCUUUAAAUGGAUUUGUAAAUGAUAAUUGUUUAAAUAAUAAGAAAUUUAUAUGUGCUAUUUAUAAUUACGCUUUAUUACCAACUGAAAAUACUAAAAGUUGCCCUCAAUCAAAUUAUGAUGCAUCUACUAAUGGAUCAAUAAGUUCUCCUGGAUACCCACAAAAUUAUCCCAAUGAUUCUGACUGUAUAUAUUCAAUUGUAGCUCCAGAAGGAAAAAAAAUAGUUUUAACAGUUAAUUUUUUCCAAACUGAAAGUUGUUGUGAUUGGUUAUACAUUCAUGAUGGAAAAAAUUCAAAUGCUAAUAAAAUUGCCAGUUUACGUGGAUAUGUUCCCAGUGGAACACAAUUUGUUUCAUCAGGAAAUGCAUUUUAUAUUCGUUUCACCUCAGAUCAAAAUAAUAGUGAGAAAGGAUUUAAUAUAGGAUAUGAAAGCAUUUGA